Messenger RNA from Trypanosoma theileri, 324 nucleotides. RefSeq lists its product as uncharacterized. Lineage: Eukaryota; Euglenozoa; Kinetoplastea; Trypanosomatida; Trypanosomatidae. The transcript has a single exon. The record is from RefSeq and is a predicted model, not a curated record. Bases 1 to 324 code for a protein of 107 amino acids.
AUGCUGUUGCUCUCGCUCUCUCUUUCUCUCUCUCUCUCUCUCUCUGUGCUGAGCACUAUGGUGGCGUCCAUUCUAGAGAGUGUUGGUAAUCACUUGUUUACUGCUAAUAAUAAUAAUAAUAAUAAUAGUAAUACAAUUGCUACUGUGUUUUGUACACUGAGCACCAAGAAAAUUAAUCCCGAUGACACCCACUGUACGGAGGUGCAUCACUUUUUUGUGUGGAAAUACCUAAUCUCUUUUCUGUUUUCUUAUACUUGUAAGCAGAGCAUUGCUGUGCACCUUGUGGUGUGUCUCACUCUGCAAUUGUGUGGUUCUGAUAAAUGA